AUGGCCUUAUUAAGAGUUGACACUGAAAGAAGACUAGCUGAAUUUUUCUCAUCAGCAAGUAAAGGUGAGCAGGAAGUUGAAAUUGCUCGUAUAGCUCUUUCUGAAAACCGCGAUUUUGAUCCAUACUCAGCUUUUAAAGUUCUCGACCGCUUUUCCAAUGGCUAUUUAAAUUACUUGGAUAUCAAAGCAUUUCUUGAGAACAAUCGCAUUUUUGCUUCAUCCCAAGAAAUUGAUUUACUUAUAAAUCAAUAUGACUCAGACUCAGACGGUCGAUUAAUCCUCAAUGAUUUUCAUCAACUUACCCUCCCUUCAACCAACUUAGUUCUGCGUGACAUUGCCUUAAAUCGAUCAGGCAUUUUACGGUUAUCUGCAGAUGUCGAAUUUUUACUUGUAAGGCUACUUGAAAAAGAGCUUAAUUUACAAAGAAGACUAGAAGCAAUCCGCAAGGACCUAGAGAUUUUCCCAGAUUUCUCUACUAUCAAAGCUUUCGAUACCAUUGACUAUCCUUCAUCAUCAAUAAUUACAAGGGACAAAAUUGCUGAUUUUUUGAGGAAAAACCUGAUAAGUGCCUUUAAUGACGACUUGGAUGCUAUUUUAAGAAGAUUUGAUGUAGAUAGUGACGAAAGAUUAAGCUACAGCGAAUUUUCUGACGCCAUUAAAUCAACCACCCCAUCCAGCUAUGUAAAAUCACCUAUUAGAGAUUCACCUUCAAGAUCUGGAAGGCAUUCAUCACCUUUGAGAAGGUCUCCAAGUCCUACUCGAAGCCCGAACAGAUCUAUUGAUGCUUCUUCAAGAUUUGAUGCUUCAAUUACCAGAAGUCCAGGGAGAUCCCAAUUAUUAGCAAGCUCCAGUGGCUUUGACAGAUCAUCUAGAUCUCCUUCAGGGCAGCCUGAAGAAUCAGAGCUUGUGAGCGUGUUCAGACAACAAAUUGACUUAGACAGAGACUUAGAAGCUGCAAGAAGAGAUUUGGCCUUAUGUCCAGACUUUACAGUUAUAGACGCUUUUAAUCUGUUUGAUUUAAAUAACCUUGGCUACGUCACUCAGCUCGAAUUUGAAGACACCUUAAGAUCUCUAAGAGUUUAUCCUAUAAAAGACGAGGUUUCUCUGCUGUUCAAGCAUUAUUCAUAUAUAGAAAGAAGACUCACCUUCACUGAUUUUUCAAAAAUUGUGACCACAAAAGACCUGGAAUAUGCAAGACUUAUCAAUAACAGAGUUCCUCAAAAUUUGCCAAGGUAUGAUAGACAGCGCACUUUCAGCUUGACCACUGAAAAUUUGCUAUCAAGAGUGAUGAAAUUGCACUUGGAAAAUGAAUCAGUUGCUGAAAGCUUAAGACAGAAAUUAGAAAGAAGGCCUUAUUUUAGCAAAACUGACGCUUUUCAGUGCGUAGAUAGGGAUAGAAAUGGAUAUCUCACGUUCAACGAGUUCGAAAAUUUGUUGCAAGAUUAUGGGAUUUAUGCGUCAAGAAAAGAUGUAGAAAAUCUGAUGGAGAGAUACGAUAAAGAUCAAGACGGAAGAGUUUCUUAUUCAGAAUUUUUAAAUGAGGUUACUCCCAAGUCUCCUAGGAAAUAUUAA
Blepharisma stoltei is the source of this 1572-nucleotide messenger RNA. Lineage: Eukaryota; Ciliophora; Heterotrichea; Heterotrichida; Blepharismidae. The record is from the annotation of a GenBank genome assembly.